AUGGCGGCCGCACACAUCUUGUUGGGUUUCGUUGUUCUUGUAUACAGCGCUGUUGCAAACGAAGAAACCUGCUAUACAUACGGAGAUGGACAUGUUUAUCCUCAAGAAACUAGAAGAACUUCAGGGCAUACUAUUCAGUGGAGUGAGGCGAUAAUUUCGAAGCCUGCGCCAGAUUGGAAUGGUACAGCUGUCGUCAAUGGAGAAUUCAAAGAAAUCAAACUGGCAGACUUUCUGGGGAAGUACUUGGUGUUCUUCUUCUAUCCACUGGAUUUUACUUUUGUUUGUCCGACAGAAAUCAUUGCUUUCAGUGAUCGUGCAGAGGAAUUCCGUGCCCUGAAUGCUGAGGUUGUAGCUUGCUCAGUGGACUCUCAGUUCACUCAUUUAGCCUGGAUCAACACUCCACGUAAACAAGGCGGUCUAGGGCCUCUGAAGAUUCCUCUUUUGUCGGAUCUUACCCACGAUAUCUCCAAGGCGUAUGGUGUUUAUCUGCAAAACCUAGGGCACACACUGCGAGGAUUGUUCAUUAUAGACGACAAGGGUGUUCUGCGUCAGAUCACAAUGAAUGAUCUACCAGUAGGACGAUCAGUAGACGAAACUUUGAGGCUGGUCCAGGCCUUUCAGUACACCGACAAACAUGGUGAAGUGUGCCCGGCAGGCUGGAAACCAGGCGGUGAUACAAUUAUACCAAACCCAGCAGAUAAACUCAAAUAUUUUAAAAAGAUGAAUGAGGAAUAAACUGUCCAGUCGAAUUGUAAAUGUAACAAUCCCUUCAUUCAUCAGUUUGUGGUUCAGUUUUAUCUUGUCAUUCCAUUAUAAAAUCUUUAGGCACAAUGCAGUCAUAAAAAAAACUACAUGUCUAUCUUAUUUCUAGCUUUUCAGUUUCCUCACUUUCCAGAUGUUUAUAUUUUAAGUAAAUUUUGUUACAUGAAUGUAAUGUUUUAUUUAAUGAAUUUUGUUGUAAAUGCAGGAACAAUCUGUUGUUGAAGCAUGUCUGCUGAUAUGUGUAUGUGUGAGUUUGUACUUAUAAACAUUCUGUACUUAGUUACCAUAGCCAACUUAUGCUUAACAGGGCCAUGGUGCUUCUCAGAACAAAGUAAAACAAACAAGGGGAUUUUUAAAGUUGAUGGUUUUGCUUUUGUUGGUGGUGGUCCACUUUGUUUGUGAAAAGCACUUUCUUUGAUUCUGAAACAUGGCUCAGAAGAUAGAGAGCAUGUAAGUUCCGUAGUGACAGAUGGCAUGUUUGAAAGAAAUUGCCCCCCGAUAAAUAUUUUAGUAAUUUAUAGCAGAGGACAAUGUCUAGUUUUGAACCUCAGGCAAAGAUAGUGUAUUCGUUGGAUUUGUUGGAUAUUUAAUUUUCAGCUAUCCAGAUAGAAUUGAUAUUUCAGUAGAGCUUAUGUAAAGUUCUUUAAGGUUCACUGAUGGAGUGACAGACAUGGGCCUUUUUCCCAGUGUUGCAGCUUGUGGUGGCCAUUUUGUGUUAGCCCUCAGGGAGGGCCAUCACAUGAUCUCCAACUUUCGGACUGUCUAUCAGAAUGAAAUGUUGAUAUAAGGCUGAAUAAGCUAAUUUCAUCAUUUUUUGCCAAUUUCUGCCAAAAAAGUGCACUUUUGGAGCAGACUAAUUUGGCAUGUUCUGGGUGUAGAACUAAAUUAACCCUUCAUGCACAGAGUUGGAGUUCUAUAACCUGUUCCCAUGACAAAUUAACUCAUACCAUCUACACGUAAAAAUCAUAUCAUCAUAAUGCUGUUUAGCGAUUUAAUUGUAAAUUGUAGUUGGCAAUGUACUGAUUAGAGAUAAGCUUUUUAAAUACAUGCUUGUAUUACUGUCCAAUGUCCACUGAAGGCCUCUGACAGCUAUUUCUGAUGCAAAUGAUUUCAUAAAGAUGUCUGUUGCCUGCUACUAUUUUUUAAAUUUAAUAUUCAUUAAUAAGUUCUUGUGAAAAGUAUGUUAGUGCUUAGUCAUUUUUAGAUUCUAAGAACAAGCAAUGCAUAUGUCCAUUCUCCUUGUUAAUGGAAACUGUUCAGAGUAAAUUGUACUUUAAAAACCUUGCUAUGCAAUAAAUUGGAAAAUAGGACUUUUUAAUUACAGCUUAAUGUCAAGAAAAUUAAAAAUUGCUCAUGAUAAAUGUGGUUUAUGGGAAAAUUGUUUUGGUUGUUUGUGUAAAUGAGUAGGACAUUUUUAAGUGUCAUUGCGCUUGUUUAGUGUGCUGAAUUGCCCAGGUUUGUCUACUUGCUGUAUUAGGAUAUACAUAAUUACAAAUAGUGGUGUCUGUUUUGAAAGUCAUCUUACAAAAAAAGGUUAGAACAUUUUCAAUCA
Molecule: messenger RNA, 2314 nt
Organism: Liolophura sinensis
Lineage: Eukaryota; Metazoa; Mollusca; Polyplacophora; Chitonida; Chitonidae
Product: peroxiredoxin-4-like
Exons: 1
Coding region: 1-735 (244 amino acids)
Biological process (GO): cell redox homeostasis; response to oxidative stress; cellular response to stress
Cellular component (GO): cytosol; endoplasmic reticulum
Molecular function (GO): thioredoxin peroxidase activity
Source: RefSeq, a predicted model, not a curated record